Messenger RNA from Ipomoea triloba (trilobed morning glory), 1382 nucleotides. Its product is annotated as 2-alkenal reductase (NADP(+)-dependent)-like. The record is from RefSeq and is a predicted model, not a curated record. Lineage: Eukaryota; Viridiplantae; Streptophyta; Magnoliopsida; Solanales; Convolvulaceae. The transcript is spliced from 5 exons. The coding region runs from base 200 to 1228 and encodes 342 amino acids. Gene Ontology annotation, molecular function: 2-alkenal reductase [NAD(P)H] activity.
AGUUUAAUGGAAAAGUAAAGAGAAAAAAAAAAAAACAAUCUUAGACAUAUAAAGUCUUAGGAAUGUGGGAUUGAGAGUUGAGACCCACUGAAACCAAACACCCCCAUAGCCAGUUUGAAGGCAUAGAAUUGGUAGAGACAGAGUUGAAGAACAGCAGAUCAGACAGGCUGGUAGGGUGUUGAAAGAGGGCAAUCCUAGGAUGUUCCCCAACAAGCAAGUGGUGUUAAAGAACUAUGUCACAGGGUACCCAAAAGAGAGUGAUUUUGAGCUGAGAACAACAUCUGUGAGCUCUGAUAUUCCCAGAGGAUCAAAUGGUGUGUUUGUGAAGAAUCUUUAUUUGGGAUGUGACCCUUACAUGCGUCACCGGAUGUCAGCCCAUGAAUCCAAGGAUGUCUCUUUGCUCCUCUCCUUUGCCCCUGGCUCUGUGAUUAUUGGGCUUGGAGUAUCUAAAGUUGUAAAAUCCGAGAAUCCCGAGUUUAAGGAAGGGGAUUAUGUCUGGGGAUUGACUGGUUGGGAAGAAUACAGCAUGAUUCUUAACCUAGAUGGCCAUUUCAAGAUCAAAUACACAGAUGUGCCUCUGUCAUACUAUGCUGGAAUCCUAGGUAUGCCGGGACUUGCAGCCUAUAUCGGGUUUCAUAACUAUUCCUCAGCUAAGGAAGGGGAUGUUGUUUAUGUCACGUCGGCUGCAGGAGGAGUUGGCCAGCUCGUUGGACAGUUCGCGAAAAUGAUGGGCUGUCGUGUGGUUGGAAGUGCUAGUACUAAUGAAAAGGUUGAUCUCAUUAAGGGCAAGUUCAGAUUCGAUGAUGCUUUCAACUAUAAAGACGGGCAUGAUUCUGCAGUGUUGAAAAGGCAUUUUCCCAAGGGGAUUGAUGUAUUCUUCGACAACGUUGGAGGAGACAUGCUGAACCAGGUGCUACUGCACAUGAACCUUUACGGGCGAGUUGUUGUUUCCGGGAUGAUUUCACAGUACAACCUCGCUGAACCAGAUGGGAUUCACAACUUGUUUUGCCUGAUAACGAAGCGCGUGGAGAUGAAAGGCUUUUCUGAACUCGACCACAGGGCGAAAUAUCCAGAUUACCUCGAGUUCGCCAUCAAGAACAUAAGGGAGCAGAAGCUAGUCUUUGUUGAAGACAUUGCUCAAGGAUUAGAAAAUGCUUCGUCUGCUUUUGUUGGCAUUUUCCAUGGAAGAAAUGUCGGAAAACAGAUCAUCUGUGUCGCAAAUGAUUGAAUGUUUCAAGAAUCGAACAAAUGAAAAACUCAAGAUCAUAGUACUUUCGUGUAACAGGUUCUUGCUGCUGUUGCUAACACUUGAAUAAUGUACUCUGCUCUGUAAUUUUAUCGUUUUCUUGAAUAAUAAAAUCGCCCUCUUUUUUGGAUGACAA